Molecule: messenger RNA, 1653 nt
Organism: Capronia epimyces CBS 606.96
Lineage: Eukaryota; Fungi; Ascomycota; Eurotiomycetes; Chaetothyriales; Herpotrichiellaceae
Exons: 3
Coding region: 1-1653 (550 amino acids)
Biological process (GO): transmembrane transport
Molecular function (GO): transmembrane transporter activity
Source: RefSeq, a predicted model, not a curated record
AUGGCUCUCGGUAUCCUCGAACCAACCGUCGAACACGUCCCCGGUACCGUAUAUGUCUAUGAUGUCGAUCGACGACAGGCUGAACUGCUUGAGACUGCUCAGAACCUGAAGAAAGAUAAAGCAGGGCGUAUAAUUCUGGUGCCUCAACCAUCAGACGAUCCAAACGAUCCCUUGAACUGGCCUCUCUGGCAGCGCGACCUCAUCCUCGGUAUCCUCUGUUUCGUGUCGUGUCUUGCGACUACUGCCUCUCCUCUUCUUGCGGCUGAUUCAGUCACUCUUGCUAUACUUUUCAAGCAUACUUUUCAGGAUGCUGCUCUCCUAACCGCCUACCACCUGUGCGGCGUUGGUGUCGCAGGAUGGCUGUUUGUGGCCUCCGCAAGAGUUUGGGGCAAAAGACAUCUCUUCCUUUUAGGAGCCCUUCUGAUGGUGGCGAGCUCUGCAUGGGGCGGCUCGACGCACAUGAAACAUAAUUACACCAGUAUUCUCUGGAGUCGAGUAUUUCAAGGGGUAGCCCUGGCGCCUUUUGAGACACUUCUGAAUGCUUGUGUGGGCGAUCUGUACUUCGUGCAUGAGCGUGGGCCGAGAAUGGUGGUCACGAACACCUGUCUAUUCGGGGGGGCGUUUCUUACCCCAGUAUUCGUGGGCAUGAUUGCAGCACAUAUCGGGUGGCAGUGGAGUUUCUAUAUCCUGGCCAUAUCUAUGGCGCUGGGCUUCCUGUUGCUCUUCUUUUUUGUGCCUGAGACCGCCUACCGGCGUGCACACUCUCUUGAUCUCGAUAUCCUUGCACAAGACUCGGCAGAGGAGUCGUUGCCACAACAUCAGACCCCAGGCACCCGGGAAUUGGACGAGAAGUCGCUACCUUCGAUGAGUGUGUGGAAUACGCCUCCGUCAAAGGUGUCCUGGACAAGGAGGUUAAUGCCGUUCAAUGGACGCAAAACGGACGAGGAUUUCUUCAAACUGCUCCUGCGGCCAUUUCCACUGUUUCUCCAUCCCGCAGUCGCGUGGGCAUGUUUGAUCCAAGGCGUGAUUAUUGGCUGGACGGUCAUGGUCGGGGUCAUACUCUCCCUCAUCUUCUUGGGUCCGCCACUCUUUUUCAACGAGGAGAAGGCCGGCAAAAUGUACACCAGCGCAUUCAUCGGCAGCAUCCUCGGACUUGUCCUGGCUGGCCUGUUCAGCGAAGUGAUGACCAAGUUUAUGCUCCGCCUGAACAAGGGAAAGUACGAACCGGAGUUCCGCAUCCUGCUCGUGCUGCCAACAUUGGUCUUUUCAGCCAUUGGCCUCUAUGGGUUCGGGAUCACCGCUCAAGAUGUUGCACGCUAUGGUUGGAUUGUUCCCGACGUUUUUCUUGCCUUUAUCAUCGUCAGCAUGGUCAUGGGCGCCAUCGCUUCAGCGCAAUACCUUCUAGAUGCCCAUCGUGACAUCGCCGUCGAAGCCUUUACCAACCUGUUGAUUUUCAAGAAUAUCUUCUCGUUCAUCUUGGCCUACAAUGCCUACAACUGGGUAUUUGCGAUCCGGAUCCAGCAUUUAUUCAUCAUAUUCGGUAGCAUCGAAAUCGCCAUCUGCUUGUUGAGCAUUCCGAUGUAUGUGUACGGCAAAAAGAGCCGGGAAUUCUUCCAUCGGCACGACAUUCUGAGCAUGACAAAACUGAGGUAG